AGCUCCGCUGUUGAAAUGACUUCUAACCUAUCUAGUAUCUGCUGGGAAGCCAUAGUUCCUGGGUAGCUGGCAGGAACCGUAGAGGAAACUUCUCAAACCUUCUAAAUAUAAUCUAAAGGAAACUGUGUCUCCAGAGAAAGGAAGAAUGGUGAUAAAUCAUAACGGCAUCAGUUUGGGCUGUUUCUACACAGAGGAAAGUGGGUACUUAAAAUGUUCCUCCCAGCCUGCCUGGCUGUGUGACAUGGUGUCGCAGGAUGCCCCUUGCCUCGGCCUCACUGCAGGUAGAACAGGGAGACAGUCACUAGCUACACUGUCUGUACUUCACAAGCUGUAGAGGUGAAUUAGAUUCUCUCUCUUCUGCUCACCAGUGGCCUCACUGGAUGGACACAUCUCUAGGAGGACCCAAACAUUAGAACCUCCAUUUUUCUGGGGCAAGUGUGAUCCAGUUUUUUUUGUUUUUUUUUUUUUUUUUUUUGGUUCUUUUUUUUUUUUUUCCGGAGCUGGGGACCGAACCCAGGGCCUUGCGCUUCCUAGGUAAGCGCUCUACCACUGAGCUAAAUCCCCAGCCCCCAAAUGAGUAAAUCUCCCCCCCACCCCCGGAGCUGAGGACUGAACCCAGGGCCUUGGGCUUCCUAGGCAAGCGCUCUACCACUGAGCUAAAUCCCCAACCCGUGAUCCAGUUUUAUUCACAGCUCUGUUCAUUCUUCUCAGGUUUCAUAUCUAAAUGCAAAAGUAGCCUUUUCUGUUGUAAAAAAUUGCCAAGGUUUCCUCUCACUUUUGGAACAAAGCUACAGCAAAUGUUAAUGUGCAUUUCCAGAUACCCUGCAGCUGUUAGGGCUGGGGCUCCAUUAUAGAAUUCUGGCUUAAUUAUGAAUGAGUACUGGUGUUCUAUUCCCAACAGGGUGUGCAUUCAUAAGCACAAAGGCACAAAGGGGGAAGGAAGGAGACUCCUGUCUUCCUGUUCUGUUUUCAAAUCUUUCUUAAGGAUCUUCUAGCCUGUUGUCUUGUAGCUACCUCAAGAUAAGCUCCACUCCACAAGGCCUUCUUGGUGAAUUUCUUCCUUCCCUUCUAAUCUUGCAUAAUGUGCUGCUGGUUGUUCCUCAAAGCUCAAUCUUAAUUAAGUGGGGUUCCCAGGCAGGAGAGGUGGCUCUGUGGUUAAGAGAGCUGGCUGCUCUUCCAGAGGUCCGGAGUUUCCCAGCACCCACGUGGUGGCUCACGACCAUCUGCAACUCUGGUCUGAGGGGAUCUGUCAUUUUCUGGCCUCUGUGGGCACUGUGCACACGGCGUACAGACAUACAUGCAGGCAGACAUGUUUAGGCACGAAAACUUAAAAUUAAGGGAAAAAAACUUAAGGAAGUUUCCCUAAGGAAUCCCUGCAAAAAGGAGAGACUGUUUUCCUAAAGUGAGGUUUGGGUAGAGAGGAUGAAGGUCUUUCAAAGUUAACUGGAUGUUCCUCACCCUUCCACUGCCAAAUAACAGUACUGGGGUUGGAAUUCAACUCUGUUCAGUUUGAGUCACCAUUGCUCUCUAGUUGACCUUGGAAUCCAGGAAGGCACAGCACUGCUGUUUGCCACACACCCCAGAACCAUAGCUGAAUGGAACGGUUAUCCCAACCUUCAAUCAGAGAGCUGUUGACUUCUUAAUACCUUGUGUGAUUCGGUUCAGUGGUGCUUUCCAGCACACCGGGGGUAAGAGAGAGCCCAGUGCGUAUGUAAAUUAAAGCUCAACUAGUAUUUAGGGUUUGCAAGUGUGUUACUGCCGUCAAGCUGUGACUUUAACAGUUUAGAAGUUAGACUUGAAAAAAAAAAGAUAUUCCUAGGGCACAGCUGCUUGGCAAAAGGAAAAACAACAGGAUCCACCGGAAGCAGGCAUCACAGUGUGGUGCUGACGCUGAUUAGCACAGCCUGUUGCAGCCACCCCAGUGUGGAAAACUAUCCUGCUGGCAGACAGCCCAUGCAAGGGGGAGGAAGGGUAGGGAGAGCACGCAGGAGGUCCGUUUCUUAGGUCCGUUUCUUCUCAUCUUAUGGCCAGAGAAAAAUUGAAACAUUACUCUUGCACUGCUGGAGACAUCGAUCAUGAAGACAUCACACGGGACAAAACCAGCACACUGGAGGCCUGCUUACCACUGGAACUCCACAAGAAUGAGAGUUGCCUGGCUACUAAAGAGACUUCUUCCAUCAUAAGAGGGAGCUGCCUGCCUCCACAAAAGACUUCUUUGAUGAUGACCCUGUGCCUUGGUAGCAUCUAUGAGGACUUGAAGAUGUACCAGUCAGAGUUCCAGGCCAUAAAUGCAGCACUUCAGAGCCACAAUCAUCAGCAGAUCACUCUGGACAGAAACAUGCUGAUGGCUAUUGAUGAGCUAAUGCAGUCUCUGAAUCACAGCGGCGAGACUCUGCACCAGAAAGCUCCCAUGGGAGAAGCAGAUCCUUACAGAGUGAAGAUGAAGCUCUGUAUCCUGCUCCAUGCCUUCAGCACCCGCGUCAUGACUAUCAACAGGGUGAUGAACUAUCUGAGCUCCUCCUAAGGAGGAGGGCUAGGAGUCAGGUAGUCCUGGCCUGGUUGACCUUCAGCUCCUGUAGGAAUCUGUAACCCCAAAGGUGGCACGGCUGCCUCAGCGUGGGCCCCUCCAUUGUGUCUCUCAUACUUGCAAGUUGUUUGUAAGUUUUCAUCAAAAUAUCAUUAAGGGGAGAGUAUGUCCUCCCUCAGUGUGUCAGCAGAAGAGCAAGAACUGAUAAGCUAUUAUUUUUGUACCAAAGUGUUUAUGAAAACACUCAGUCACCCCUUAUUUAAAAAUAUUUAUUGUUAUAUUUUAUACUUAUGAUAAGCAUAUGAGCUAUUUAUAUUUAUUUAUUUUCUAUUUAUUAUAAUAUUUCUUAUCAGAUGAAUUUGAAACAUACCUUAUUUUGUGGUUCUAAUAAAGUAAUGCAAGCACUUCA
Rattus norvegicus (Norway rat) is the source of this 2936-nucleotide messenger RNA. The record is from RefSeq and is a predicted model, not a curated record. NCBI's taxonomy places the organism in Eukaryota, Metazoa, Chordata, Mammalia, Rodentia, Muridae.